Messenger RNA from Trifolium pratense (red clover), 1819 nucleotides. Its product is annotated as ubiquitin recognition factor in ER-associated degradation protein 1-like. Gene Ontology annotation, cellular component: VCP-NPL4-UFD1 AAA ATPase complex. Lineage: Eukaryota; Viridiplantae; Streptophyta; Magnoliopsida; Fabales; Fabaceae. The coding region runs from base 644 to 1603 and encodes 319 amino acids. The record is from RefSeq and is a predicted model, not a curated record. Gene Ontology annotation, molecular function: polyubiquitin modification-dependent protein binding. The transcript has 11 exons.
CUUCUCUUUCUUUAUUUAUUCAUAGUUUCAACAAGCACUCUCUCACAAAAUAAAAUAAUAAUUAUUUAUUUAUUAUAUUCGUUUCGUGUGUUCCUCUCUCAAUUCUGAGAUCAAAUGGAUCUGAAUUCUCUAACUUUCUAGCGGGAAAGUCACCUGACUUUCAAUUCUUAUGGACCAUUGGAUCAAUUGUGUGGUUCAACCAGCACCAUGUCUCCAUUUUUAUUUUUAUUUUAAUAAAAAAUUAAAGGCAAAAGAAUUCUACACACCAAAUUUUGAUCUUAUUAUCCUCUGCUACACCAUAUCUUUCAAGUUAAUCACCAUUAUACCAUCGUCGUCGACUGAAACAACCACCACCAUCAUCAAAUCCGGCCAAAAACCGCCACUGCAUUCCCACUCGGUGAGGGAGGUUUUUUUCUCAAUAUUAUAUUCAAGGCUUUAGAAGAAAUCUUCCGAACGAAGACACGGUGACAACGGCGGCGGUCAACAACAUAGUAGACGAAGGUCGGCGGCAAAGAAGCUCGACUUCGAUUUUGUGGCAGGUGCAGUUCCCGCAAUAAAGUUAGAGGACAGCGGUGUCUGAGAUCAAACAUCAUCCAUCAGGGAGCUUCGAGACUUGAUACUCUGCUGUUUCAAUCAUCACAAAAUGUUUUUUGAUGGAUAUGGAUAUCAUGGGACAUCGUUUGAGCAGACGUACCGAUGUUACCCUGCUUCUUUUAUUGAAAAGCCCCAACUUGAAAGUGGUGACAAAAUUAUAAUGCCUCCAUCAGCCCUUGAUCGUCUAGCAUCUCUGCAUAUUGAUUAUCCGAUGUUGUUCGAACUUCGUAAUGACGCUGCUGAGCGGGUUUCUCAUUGUGGUGUUCUGGAGUUCAUUGCAGAGGAAGGCAUGAUAUACAUGCCAUACUGGAUGAUGGAGAACAUGCUUUUACAAGAGGGGGACAUUGUAAGAGUGAAAAAUGUGACACUUCCAAAGGGAACAUAUGUUAAGUUACAGCCUCACACUAAAGACUUCUUGGAUAUUUCCAAUCCAAAGGCUAUCUUAGAAACUACGCUGAGGAAUUUUUCCUGCCUGACUACUGGAGAUAGCAUUAUGGUGGCUUACAAUAACAAAAAAUAUUAUAUUGAUAUUAUUGAAAGCAAGCCUGCCAAUGCUAUAAGCAUCAUUGAGACUGACUGUGAAGUGGACUUCGCCCCUCCCUUAGAUUACAAGGAACCUGAAAAGCCCAUUGCUGCAUGUUCUGCCGGAAAGGCACCAGAAGCUGAUAAAGAAACCCCUGCUGAAGAACCCAAGUUCAACCCAUUUACUGGAUCUGGGAGACGCUUGGACGGAAAGCCUUUGAGUUAUCAGCCUCCACCAGUUACUUCCUCUGGCUCCAAGGACAAGAGUCCUGCUGCUCCAAAUGUGAAUUCACAGUCUUCCACAGCUUCUAGUUCACAAAGUAAUGCUCCUCAAACUCAGGGCAAGCUUGUGUUUGGGUCAAAUCCAAACCGCAGUAAAGAAACCGGAAAGGCAACUGAGGCCAAAGCAAAACAAGAACCCCCCAAAGAGAAAGAAGAAGAUAAAUUUCAGCCUUUCACCGGGAAGAAGUAUUCUUUAAGAGGUUGAUUAAUAUAUUAACUUAAACACUUUUAAACUUUUAUUAUAAGUUACUUUGUUGGCCUGUGCAUGGAUCCAAGUCUAUUGCAAAACCUGUAUCUUUUUUGCUUUUUGUAUUAUAAGCAAAAGACAGACCAAACCUGUAGACGCCACAAAAAAUAACUAGAUGUUUACCUUAAAUUAUUAUUACUUGUCAAUGACUACAUAUUCUUCUCUGGCGCUAAA